CUUCCGUGGCUCCGAGCUCAACCGGGUCAGUUCGUCGUCGCUCGUACACAAGCUCGGACCUACAGUGUGUAGCGUUCUCCGUACAGUCUUCUCCGUACCCACUGUACUGUUACUGUUAUUGAUCGGGUGAUUGGAUUGCUGACUCACGUCAAUGGCUGUCGGCACACAGAAUCAGCCAUCAACGAGUGCAAAGCGUGACAUAUGACAUUUUGUUAACGCAGACCGUCGGGUGUAACAUUUACCAUUAACCUCACACUGUAAUCAGGGAGGUUUGCGAGCUAGUAAUCAUCCAGCAGUUGAAUCUCAACUCCUAUCAGGACUUUGAGACUAUUAUUUUCCCGUGGCAUCCGUUUACGACAUAUGAUAGCAACUACAACAUGUGACGUCACAUUUGAAAACAGCCACGUCUUCACGGACAUUGUUAUAUAAACCUCACUGUCAGACUAGACAGAAUAUAGUGUCAAGAGUAGACAGUAUAGUGUCAAGAGUAGACAGUAUAGUGUCAAGAGUAGACUAUAGUGUUCCUGGUCCAUACUGUAACUUGGGUCAAAGAACAGGCUCCGUCGAAAACGACGUCGGGUGACGUGAAGGCGACGUUUUUUUCUGUAUUAACAUCCGGUCAGACUUGACGUACCCGCCGGAAGUUGUUAUUCAGCAUAUAAAACCAGUGACAAGUGAUCUUGUGUGACAUUUGUCUGAGUUGGGAAAUCUCUAAUACUAUACCACUGACACUGACUGAGUCAUCUCCUGUGUAACUGAAUCUCAAGGACGUCUCAUACAUUAUGUGGAUGUGAAAACUGAAAAAGUUUCAUUUUCUGCAACACUCGUGUCGUGUACCUCGAACAACUCGUGAUUUGAUUUCGAUUCUAAUUUCAUCAUCAACAAUGUCACUUCAAACGACCAAGUUGUACAAGAGCAUCAUAAAUGACGACCUGGACCAGAUCGUACUCCAAAUGCUUAACUAUGUGCGUGGUGGGGGAGACAUGAACGUGUGUGACGGCGUGACGGGAGAGACGUUCAUGCACCACGUCAUCAACCACGUUCACAAGUUCAUGGACCCGAAGACGGUCUCUCUGUUGUAUCUGCUGGCCUGUAAACCCAUUGACCUGAACGCACAGGACUCGGAUGGAAAUACGGCCCUGCACAAGGUGGUCAGAAAGAAGGGAGCAUACAGGGCAAUGGUGGCCCUCAUCAGGUGUGGCGGUAGUAUGGACGUGAAGAACAAGAAAGGCUACACCCCUGAGGACAUUCUUCUGAAAGAGAAACCAGGCGGUUGGGAGGAAAUGCUGCACUGGUACCGGAAGUUCAAACCAGGCCUUUGGGCAGCAGUGUUUGCCCCGAAUCCAGACAAACGUGUCAUAGAGCGCCUGCUGAAGUCGUGGUGUCGGGUGACGGUGUUUAAGAAUGGUAAAGUGACCAACAUGAAGUGUCUUGCACACGCUAAGGCUGGACAGCUGGGCAUCGUCUAUCUGCUUGAGAAAUAUGAAAACACCAUAGAGUUUGCCCUUGGGGUAAUGGCGGCGGUACAGAGACUGUGUGGGAUGUGGAAGGAUCUCGGUUUUGACAGAAACACCGUUGACGUGAACACAAAGGACCACUCGUACCAGUUCUCGUACCCAGACUUCCCUGAGGAACCACAGCCAUUGUUGGCAGCAGCUUGGGAGAAAGACGUGUUUGAGGUGUUGGAAUUCGUGAUGACGUUCAAACCAGACACCAACGUUCUGUACGCUCCCAUCUCAGACCCACAGAUGUCGCCCAAUCCACUCUUUUUUCAUAUGUUCUCCGGACCGGGCGGACCAAAAGAUGAGCGGAUAGUGCACUGUGUUCUGAAAAACUCUGACUUGACCGCUAGGGGGCGCCAAGGAGGCACAGUUCUGUUGACCGCCAUAACGUCCAACCAACCGGAACACAUUAUCAGAGCGUUGUUCGACUACGGUGUUAACGUAGCAUCGCGUGCACGUUGUGGACGUACAGUACGUGACAUUGCCCAGGGAAUGGGGAAAUCCAAUUAUGUGCAGAUGAUUGACGACCAUGUGAUCGACAUUAUAAAUACCUGUGACAUUGAACGUCUGGAGACUAUGAUCCUUCAAGCGUAUGACCACAUUCUAGACAUCACGGACGAGAAGGGGAGGAAUGCUCUUCAGCUUGCUCGGAAACAAGACUCAAAGCAGUUGGUGACCAUCCUACAAAACAUUGUCGCGACUCAGGAUAAUGCCAAGAAGGUAUUCCUGGCCAUCGACAGAGGCAACAAGCCCAUGGUAAAGAAGUUGUUGACGAAGAAGUAUGCCAACGCCCUGGACAGAUGCAGUCGGACCGUGCUUCACCACGCCCUGCUGCACCGUCAGGCAGACAUUGUCCGCACCCUCCUUGAGGACUACCCCCAGCUCAUCAAUAAGUUUGAUUGUAUGGGCCGCACACCUCUCCACUACGCCAAUCUCUUCAUGGACCAAGAUACUAUUGGUUUUCUGCUGAAGAAAGGCGCAAACGAGAACACAAAAGAUACUCAAGGUUUGACCCCCCGGGACUACAGUAAAAUUGCGUGCAGCCCCCACGAGUUCCAGGUGCGACAAGCCGAUGUUGAGGAUUUCGACCUGGAAAUAUUUCUAGGAAUGACCAACUUCUUCGACACUUUCUACCACGCGUGCAGGACCGGCGACUUGACGACGGUGAAGAACCUAACGCUUGGUCUGAACGAACACGGUGCCCAGCAUAGGUUCAGCAACGCUUUGUUUGAUUGUUUGGACCAUCGCCAGUAUAAGGUGGCAGAGUUCCUCGUCAAGAAUGGCUUCAGUACAGACGUCUGGAAACAGUAUGAAGAAUGUGACCCCGAUGACCCCAUGUGCUCGAUGAUGGAAUGUAGUCACACGGUAGUGACACUCCGGCAACGAGCUGUCAACGUGGGUGCCAAGGACAUCGUCAUGCUCAUUGACAACGUCGCCAGCGGAAAGUUGAAAACAUUGAAGCCCUCGACAGUGUUCCACUGUGAAAUUGUUCGUGUGUGACGUCGUAACAUUAUUCUUCAUAUAUAUCUGUUCACGUGUACUUGUGUCAAAACUCCCUCUGUGCGACGGUGUAACAUAUGAUGUUCUAAGUCUUUACGGGGGCUAGCAUUGUUUUAGGUUGAUCGUGUCAAGAUCACAAAUGUUUCACAAGAGUUGUAUGCAUACGUUAUUUGAUAACAUAAUAUGUUUGCGCAAUAUGUACUACUGGGGACGUGACUGUGCAUACAUACUUUUGAUAUUCGAAAGCAAAUGUUUUUUUGGUCAUAAAUAUUGGCUUUAAGAAAGUGUUUCCCCUCCAACUGUAAGCUAGAAUACAUUUCUGAUGGAAUUAACAAUUAAAUGAAAGGACAUACUUCCUUUUAUGUCAUAUAACUUACAUCGAGUCCCUCGCGCGUUAUUUGAAAAUAUGUUAGGGAAAAAGGCCGAUUUGUUCAACUUCAAGAAAAUAUCUGCCUAUGUGAAAGUCCGUUGUUUACGAUAUCUUUUACCGUAAGUGUGUACUGUCCAUAUCUACAUCUCCAUCCAAAUUCAGUUUGCGUCAAAGAAUUGCUCAUGUUUAAAGAUUAGACACACGCUUCCUAAAAGCCUCAUCUUUUCUAUUACACAUUUUCAAUCUACAUUCGGUUUUGUAUACGUCCAAAACAUGCAGGUGAUGCAAGGAACAAGGUUUCAUUCACAUUCGUAUAAAUAUUUGAUAAAAUUUAUAACGUCAUAUUCCCAUUGAUCUACACGAACCUUUACCAUACAAUGUCCUUUUUACAAUUUUAAGCGUAUAGGCCAUAACAUGUGAAUUUCUAAUUAUUAUUUAAAAUGAAAAUCAUGAAAAUGCUUAUCAGAUACCAGUACGGAUACAUUUCUGGAAGAAGAGGGGAAAUUUGGGUAAUCAAAAUCUACAAAUCUAACUGUUAUCAAAAAUAAUAUAUGCACAGUUACUUUGUCCAACAUUGUAUAUAAGUCUACCCACUUGUGUUACAUAUUAGUCUUAGAUGUACCAACACUUGAACCUGUGAUGUCAUUCGGGUGUGUCAUGCCCCUGUCUUACUUCAUCAUCAACAACAAACAAUGUAGAUCAAGGAUAUUAUGUUAAAUAUGUCUCCACAGAAAUGCUUUUAGAUCAUUUUCAGGUGCUAAGUUGACAUUGUAUCCAAAAGCAAUUUGGGAGCUCAUCUAGUUUUAAUUUCAAAAUCCUUGAAUGUGUGAACCAAAAUCCGCCCAGCAGGCCAUCUCUUAACACAGGCAUGUGAUAAAAAAUAUAAUUUUUGAAAGAGACUGUUAUACAUGAACAUUUUUAAUUUUCCUUUGUCUAUAUUGUAGUGUAGAUAUGUUUUGAAAUAUGUAUCAUGGCGUCAGAGGCACGCCGUUUUAUAACUGCCAUUGUUGAUUACUGGUUCAUAUAUAUAUGCACAUGUACUGAUGACCUUGAAGGUACUUACUGGAAACAUGCAAGCUUUACUUUGUCAGGAAUGGGAACCCGUUACAGCUGUUCAUUUGACCAGUCGCUGUCUCAAGCUUAUUCUGAUGAUAAGGCCAUGACAAAAUGAUAUCAUGAGGUCGAAAUAACCGUUACAGUUGUUGUUGUUUGUUGUUUUACGCCGCACUCAGCAAUAUUCCAGCUAUAUGACGGCGGUAUAACCGUUACAUGUUUGUGGGUGAAAAAACCCUGGUUCUCUAUAAGCAAAAAUCUCAAUAUCGAUGAACUCUGAUUAUUAAGACUCCACUGGACCAUGCCUUGUUAAAUACGACCGGGGUAAUAAGUCUACAUCACGUACAUCUACUGUAAUAUUGCUAAGUGUUCGGCGUUAAAUAACAAA
Molecule: messenger RNA, 4813 nt
Organism: Haliotis rufescens (red abalone)
Lineage: Eukaryota; Metazoa; Mollusca; Gastropoda; Lepetellida; Haliotidae
Exons: 13
Coding region: 885-3002 (705 amino acids)
Molecular function (GO): protein binding
Source: RefSeq, a predicted model, not a curated record